AUUUAACCUUUUUAGCUUUUCCUUUGAGUUAUAAUUUUUCACUUUGAAUGUGUGUGUGUGUGUGGGUUUUUUUUUUUUUGGGGAUCACAUAUUUUGUGUUUAACCAUUUGAAGUGUCAGGACAGACAUUUAGCUAUGGCUAUGGCAUUGGCAGCACAAGUCCGUGAAUGGAUAGAAUUCCCUCCUGCCACACAAUCAAAAUUGCUUGAACUGAUAGGAAAGCUUGACCAAGAGAAUGUCAGCAAGUUGACAAUACUAGUGAUGGGGAAAGGUGGUGUUGGGAAAUCAUCAACUGUAAACUCAAUUAUAGGGGAAAAAGUAGUGGCUGUGAGUACUUUUCAGGUAUUAGUGGCUUCACUUUGUCCUGGAUUUACAUUGAAUGUCAUCGACACACCUGGGUUGGUAGAAGGAGGUUAUAUCAAUACGCAUGCACUUGAGAUUAUAAAAUGGUAUGCAGCAGCUAGAGAGUGCAUGAGCAGUUUCCUUUUAAAGAAGACCAUAGAUGUUCUACUGUAUGUCGACCGUCUGGAUGCAUAUCAGGUCGAUAAUUUGGAUAGGCUGGUUGUCAAAGCUAUUACGGAUAGCUUCGGUAAGGAAAUAUGGAAGAGAGCUUUAGUUGUCCUCAGCCAUUCUCAGCUUUCCCCUCCAGAUGGAUUGAACUAUUAUAUUUUCUUCUCCAAAAGGUCAGAGGCUGUUUUAGAAGUUAUUACUCAGGGUGCCCAGCUGAAGAAAGGUGAUCUGCAGGGACUUGGUAUACCUGUUGUGUUGGUUGAAAACAGUGGAAGAUGCAAUAAGAAUGAAGGUGAUGAAAAGGUCUGCCAUUUGCAGUCAUGUUGCUGCUAGCUGUUAUCUUUUAGCAUACUUAAUGCCAUUGUUGUCAUUCGAGGGGUGCUAGUGAUACUCUUUCUGACACUCUCCUUACAGUUGGGCAAUGUGGCACAUAAAUUUCUAUGAUUGGU
Rubroshorea leprosula is the source of this 958-nucleotide messenger RNA. Lineage: Eukaryota; Viridiplantae; Streptophyta; Magnoliopsida; Malvales; Dipterocarpaceae. The record is from the annotation of a GenBank genome assembly.